Molecule: messenger RNA, 258 nt
Organism: Cercopithifilaria johnstoni
Lineage: Eukaryota; Metazoa; Nematoda; Chromadorea; Rhabditida; Onchocercidae
Source: the annotation of a GenBank genome assembly
AUGCACCUUUUCAGUACUUUCCUAUUGGUCAAUUGCGCUGUUUUCGUUGCGCAAGCAUGCAUUCCAUCACAGAUGAGAAAGAUGGAGCCAGGACCACCAGGACCGGAUGGACCUGAUGGAGAAGAGGGACCUGAAGGGCCGAGGGGAAUAAAAGGUCCUCGAGGACCACUUGGACCACUUGGAGAAGGUCCAGAGGGACCACAAGGUAUCGAAGGACCAAUGGGAACAAAAGGACCAGCGGGUGCCGCUGGUAGGUAG